CUCUCUCGCGAACCUUUUUUUUUUUUUCCUUCCCUUCUUCCCGGCCUCCCUUGCGCGCGCGCGCGGGGCCUGCUUCUGCCCACCCCUGGCACGUGACGCGGGCGCUCCGAAGAGAGAAGGCAUCUUGGCGGGGCGGGCAGGCAGGGCUUAGGCUGGUGAGGGGGGGUGGGGGCCGGCCAACGGGGCGCUGCUGGUGGUUGGAAGAGCGACGGCGGGCGUCCCGCAGGAGGAGGACAGGGCGGCCGGAGCACGAGCGGUGAAAGGGGAGAGGGCUUUGGGCCAGAACUGAGCAGCAGGGCUUCUCCCCCCCCCAAAAAAAGAAAAUAAUUGGGGUGCAACCGAGAUUCUUUGCAGAACAGCUGGUGAGGAAGAAGUCUCUCUUGACCUCCUUUCAGAAGACUUUGGGAUGGAUGCCCUUCAAAUUCAGGAAGAGCAAGUAGAAAGAAACCUGUGCGGAAGGCAGUUAUCAGGAACGCUGCCUACCGGCCACUGGACUGGAUGAAUCGGCAUCUGAAGGACAACGGAUUCUGGUUUGCCUGAAAACUGGAGCUCAUGUGUUCAGUGUCCUUUGAUUAUGUCAAUCCAUUGUGUGGGAAACCCUCUAAUGCUCAGUACUGCAACCCAGGCUGACUUUUAUAGCCACAGAGGAAAUUGUAUCAAAUUUGCUCUCUUCAGAAAAUUAUUUCUCUCCGUUUGCCUUCGCUCACUGCUUGAAACACAGCUGGACUGCGUAGUGACCAUCGCUCCAAGGGCUGGAAGUUAACCCCCCAAAAGGUGUUGCUAUGGGAUGAUUCUUCGUUUAGGAUAGCAACAGAGACUCUUUCACUUUCGAAGUUGUAAUCUAAGAACAGCCUUGACUUUGGUCUUCAGCGAUCGGUUCUCAGUGCGUCAUAACCCUGAAUGCUCCCGUACGUACACCUGUGGCCUAAAGCGAUGGAAACCAUGCCUUGAGAAUAGCUGCAACAAACGCAUAGCCAUGACGGAACCCCACCGGGUCCAACUCACCUCUUUAUCAGGCCCACUGGGUACCCCUUUGCUGAAAAAACCUCGGUGGGAGGAUGUCGCCAAUCCAGAGCAGCCUCCAGAGUCUGAGCCAGCAGCUGCAGCCGUACGCAUCGCCCUCUCCCUUUUUGAGCCAGAUCACAAGCGCUGCCCGGAAUUCUUUUACCCAGAACUGCUAAAGAUGACGCGAGGCAAAGCGAAAAGCAGUUCUGUGGGAGAAAAGAAAAAAGACUUUGCUGAUCCCUUCAACGACGAAGAGAAGGAGAAGCACAAAGCAGAAGCCCUUACCAGGAAGUUUGAAGAGAAAUAUGGUGGAAAGAAGCGCAGGAAAGACCGUUUUCAGGAUUUGAUUGACAUGGGACAAGGAUAUGAUGAAUCAGAUUCUUUCAUUGAUAAUUCUGAAGCUUAUGAUGAGCUUGUUCCAGCAUCUCUAACAACCAAAUAUGGAGGCUUCUACAUCAACUCUGGAACUCUGCAGUUCCGACAGGCUUCCGAGUCUGAGGAUGACUAUAUCAAGGAGAAAAAGAAGAAGUCUCCUAAGAAGCGGAAAUUGAAAGAGGGAGGUGAGAAGGUGAAGAAAAAGAAGAAAGAUGACAAUUACGAGAAAGAGAAGAAAUCGAAAAAAUCGAAAUUUCCUAAAACUGGUUUCACAGCUCUGAAUGCUAGCAAAGAGAAGAAGAAGAAGAAAUACUCAGGGGCCUUGAGCGUCAAGGAGAUGCUGAAGAAAUUCCAGAAGGAAAAGGAUGCCAAGAAGCAGAGGGACGAUGAACCUAAACUUAGCAUCCCCUCGUUGGCCGAAACCCCAGCUCAGCGGGAAGCGGAGUCUGUGCCUGACCCCCUCCUCUCUCUCUUCGGUCACACGAGUGACAACGAACUCCUUCAGGCAGCCACAGCCAUGGACUCCCUGACCGACCUGGACCUGGAGCAGCUUCUGAACGAAUCUCCGGAGGAGAGCCCUUUCCUGGAGAUGGAGAAUGGGAGCGAUCCCCUGGGAGCAGGCCUGGAACCCGACCUCAAGCAGGUCCCUCCCUCCCUUCCCGAGGGGCUUCCAGAACCCCUGAUGAAACGCGUGGAGGAGCUCACUCAGGCUGCCAGAGCUGCGGAGAGAGAAGGCAAACACAAGUUCUUCAACCAAGACAUGAAUAGCAUCUUACUGGAUAUAGAGCUGCAAACCCGGGAGCUGAAUAGCCAAAUACGAUCAGGAGUCUAUGCGUAUCUGGCGUCCUUCUUGCCCUGCAAUAAAGAUACUCUGAUCAAGCGGGCCCGGCGACUUUACGUGUAUGAACAGGGGGGUCGGCUGAAGGAGCCACUUCAGAAGCUGAAAGAGGCUAUUGGCAGAGCAAUGCCUGAGCAGAUGGCCAAGUACCAGGAAGAAUGCCAAGCGCACACCCAGGCCAAGUUUGCCAAGAUGCUGGAAGAGGAGAAGGACAAGGAGCAAAGAGACCGGAUUUGUUCGGAGGAUGAGGAUGAGGACGAUAAAGGAGGAAAGAGAAUCAUGGGACCUCGGAAGAAGUUUCAGUGGAAUGACGAAAUUAGGGAUUUGCUCUGCCAAGGUGUGAAGAUGAAACUGGAUGGGUAUGAUGUGGAGAAGAACAAAGCUCAGUCCAUGGAAGACUGUGUAAAAACAUUCCUAGAUGCAGAAGUCAAACCUCUUUGGCCAAAGGGAUGGAUGCAGGCCAGAGACAUUGUUCAAGAGAGCAGAAAAGUGCACAGUCAUCUCACUUCAAUUCCAACCAAGAAAAAAGUGGUGGCCCCUCCAAAGGUGAAGGGAAAGGAGCCUUCUGGCAAACCGGAGAAGAAGAUUCCCCUUCCCGUCCCCUUGAUCCACUCCAGCAGUGCAGUUUCCCUUUCUCCAGAGUCCCAGGGAGUUGUCGUCGGCCUCAGCCCUCAAACGAGGGAACUGUUGGCUAUGAGUUCAAAUCCAGUCCCCAGUGGCAUGGCUGGUGCUGCUCCUCCUCCUCCUCUUCCUCCCCCUCCUCCUCCUCCUUUCAGCAUGGACGAUUCCCUUGAUGAGGACUUGAUCCAUCACACGACUUCAUCUCUGGAAGCUGUCUCCAAGGAACUGGCUGCGCUCAACAGCCGGGCAGGAGGCAACAGCCCUGACUUCACGCUCUCUCCAGCUCUGAAGAUGCCCGUGGAGAAGCCCUCGACUCAGGCCAGCUUGGAAGAGAAGAGGGUCUUCCCCAAAGCGGCCCCCACCCCUGUUCAUUCAGCCGCAGGAGGCUCCGUGCAGUCCCCACUCAAUUUCUUGGCCGAACAGGCAUUGGCGCGGGGUCAAUCUCCUCCAGAGAAAAAAAUCGAGGCCCCUCCUUACAAAGAACUCCCUUGCCAGAGUCCUCCUUCCAAGCAUCUGGAUGCCCACCAGGCCAAGCCGAAACACCACAGCCUGCCCCGGGCACUGCAGCAAUGUCCUCAGACCUCAACCCCGGUGCCGACCCCCCAAGUCAAAGUGUUCCCUGUGGUUGCUCAGCAGCAGAAGAGCUUUCCCCCUUCCCCGCCUUUUGUCAAGCUGCAGAACCCCAAGAUCAUCUCCCCACUGGCUCAGCGCCCUCUCCUCCAGCAACAAGUCAAGACCCCCGCCAAGGUUCCCACCUUCCAUUCUUCCUCCUCUCCUUCCGCCGUCGCCUCCUCCUCCACCAUCUCUCCCAAGACCCCCAAUUCUUCAGUGUCUCUGAGCUACGUCGGGAAGCACCCCAGCAGCCCCAGCUCCUCGGGGCCACCGUUUAAGUCGCCCUUUGUGGCCCUGUCCAGGCACGUGGCUUCUGCCGGGAACGUCUCGUCCGGCAUUUCCUCAACUCAGAGCUCCCCGUCGAGCGGCAUCCUGCCAGGCGCCUCUGUCCCUUCUGGGCAGGCUCCCAGCCGCUCCUCGCCCAGUUCCAUGGUGAAGAAGACCCUCGUCCCUCAGAAGCUGACUUUGGUGGCUCCGCCAGGAGGUCCUAACGUCAGCUCCAGUGGAGGGACGCAAGGAGUGGCCAAGCUGCUGACCUCUUCCCUGAAACCUGCCGUGGUUAGCAGCGCCGCAUCCUCUACCUCUGGGCCGAAAGGAACCGGUGGAGCAGUCCUGCUGACCAGUUCAUCGUCUUUGAACGUCCUGUCUCCUUCCUACAAGUCCAACAGCCCAAAGCUGCCCACGGCACUGAGCUCUGCUCCGCUGGGGAUUAUCUCGCCGAUCCCUUCCUUCCCUCUUCACGUGAUCUCCUACAGCUCAGACUCUUCGUCCAAGGCUGGGGUGUCGAAGGACGUGGUAGUCACAGGACCGGCCCCAGGAACAUUCCAUCACAGCGUUGGCCAUAGUCUUCUGGCUGGGUUGUCUACCAGCCUCCAUCAGGCAGUGCCGCCUGCCCAUUUAUCCCACAGUUUGCCAGAUAGUUCUCAGCUACACAGCAAAGGGCCCAAUGUACAACCGAGGAAAUUGUGACAGUUCUGGAAAAAAAAAAAGAACACAACCAGCUCUAGGGGGGAAAAAAAGCCUGCAGAAUAAUGCAGCAAGGGAGCCUCACCUGUUGUUUCCUUGCUUUUCCUUCUUCGGUGGAAUCGAUCUGUAGGUCCCCUACUUCCCCUUAUCCCAGUUUGGACUAAGAUUCUUCCCCCGGGGUGGGGUGGGGGGCGGGGGCUGUCUGAGCUGGAUACCGAGGAAGGAAGCAUUCCGCAGGCCCGACUCUCACUUCAAGUUCCUCCAAGGGGUCCAGAUCAGAGGGAGGCGAGAUCCUUGGAGCAGAUCUCCCUGUGGAAGCCAGGUCCCAUGAGUUCCUGCCAGGUGCCUCUUAAUUCUGCAGCGGAGUCCUGCAAAGGCCCUCGCUUCUGCCUGCGGAUGGACUGGCUAAUCGGAGCCACCGCCCCAAGUGAAUCUGUGUGUUGCGGGGAGGGUGUUUCUCCUCCUCCCCGAAAGCUUUGCUGAUCCUUACCUGGAAGAUCUUUUCCUUCUCCGUGGCAGCUCUCUGGUCCUUCUCAGAAGGAAGUGAAGACUUUAGAAGGCCUUAAGAUGCACUUGAGGACCCUCGAACGCCGAUUGGGGGGCUCUCUAUUGGCAGUUCUAGUUACCCUGCCAUCUUCCCUAUUCCCAAUAAGCCCAGUCCUUCUCCUUCUCUCCACUGAAGACAUCGGAUGGGGUUCUAAGCCCUCCCUUACUCACCCCCCCCAAUGGGUCAAUGUGUAUAACGAAGCUGUCAUUUCAGUGCCUUUUGAUGGUGGAGCCAGAAUGCAAGCUAUCCCAAGCUCUCUUUUUUUAGGUGGGAGCUCGCCAGAGCUUUUUAACGUUCUCUUUUUUUAAAACAUCCUUCUCUGUUAUUUAAGGCGCAUCGGGAUUUAUUUAAGGGAACUUUGGGGAGGGCUGUAGGGUGGGUAGGGGUGGCCCAUCCUUAUCCCCAUUUUAACUGCACUCGCUGGUGGAUGCCGUGCUGAUAAUGUGGGGUGGGCAUGUCUGGGAAAGCUGCCAGUUCUCUCCUGCAUUGGGCAAAUCAAGUCAAGGCAGGGACUUCACGCUUUGCUGUGAGACCUGGCAUGUUUUAUGCACCCAGUGACUUGAUGCGGGGCACCUUUGCUCACAUGCAGUUGCCUCUUUGUGCCUGGAACAGCUGAGAGAGCUUCCCCUUAUGCUCUGAGUGGAAGGGAGAUGCCGAGAUUCCAUUUUACUUCAGGACUUAAAUCAUUUUCUAAGUAGACUUUCCCCCCUCCCCUUCUUUCUUAAAACUGCUUAGUUGCAACUCUUUAACUGGCUGGGGAUAUAUAUAUAUAUACUGAACAAAAUUCCGCAUUGGUGACAGGAAGGACAUCCAGCCAUUAAAAUACUCUGCUUGCUCCAUUAGGCUCACCCUGCAAAGGAUUGUGGAGUCGUUAAGUGAAGAUGAUGAUGAUCUGGUCUGGAGGUUACUUUGGAGUAAAGCUGAUCUAGAUUUUUGGUUUGGUUUGGCUUGGCUUGGCUUGUCGCUGUUCUGUUGCUGCUUCUAGAGAAACAGAUGCCUUGCGGGGGGAGAGGAGUAAUUUAACAGUACAGGCAUCAAUUAUCCCAUUUUGUGUGUGUGUGUUUGGAGCUUAAAAAAACACGUUUGAGCUCACACAGUACAAGGCUCAUUAAACUUGCUGGGUGCUAAGUUGCUACUCUUCAGCCAGAGUUGCAGGUGGUGGUGGUGGUGUUGGUGGUGAUGGUGGAAUUCUUUUUUCUUGCAAACUCAACCCGAAAAGCUUAUCAGCCCAACUUGAGGUCUUCUUGCGGCCAGCGGAAAUUGUUCCUUGCAGCCUCUUCUCCCAUCUUGAACCCCAAUUUACUGAUUCUUCCACUCAAACGGAAAAAAAGCACUUGAUUCCUCAAUUCGUCAAACCCCUUUUUUAAAACACAGACACACAGCGAGUUCUGUUUGAUUUGAGACAACCCCUCUUCCCCUAU
Thamnophis elegans (Western terrestrial garter snake) is the source of this 6385-nucleotide messenger RNA. RefSeq names its product ubinuclein 1 (gene UBN1). Bases 977 to 4420 code for a protein of 1147 amino acids. Lineage: Eukaryota; Metazoa; Chordata; Lepidosauria; Squamata; Natricidae. The transcript is spliced from 20 exons. Gene Ontology annotation, cellular component: nucleus. The record is from RefSeq and is a predicted model, not a curated record.